Messenger RNA from Ilex paraguariensis (yerba mate), 624 nucleotides. The record is from the annotation of a GenBank genome assembly. Lineage: Eukaryota; Viridiplantae; Streptophyta; Magnoliopsida; Aquifoliales; Aquifoliaceae.
AUGAAGAGAAAUAGGACAAGUGGCGGUGCAACAGCCUCCUCUUCACAUGGCACUGAUGAUGCUGACCUGAUGCAGACCAUGCGAGAAAUUGCUAGAGUUAUGUCUCAGAGUGAGGGUAGUGGGAUGAACUCCAUGACAANUUGUCGCACCAUGAAGAGAAAUAGGACAAGUGGCGGUGCAACAGCCUCCUCUUCACAUGGCACUGAUGAUGCUGACCUGAUGCAGACCAUGCGAGAAAUUGCUAGAGUUAUGUCUCAGAGUGAGGGUAGUGGGAUGAACUCCAUGACAACACUAAAGGAGUUCCGGAGGCAAAACCCUCCAGUGUUCAAUGGUGAGCUUGAUCUGACAACCAUGAAGAGAAAUAAGACUAGUGGCGGUGCAACAGCCUCCUCUUCACAUGGCACUGAUGAUGCUGACCUGAUGCAGACCAUGCAAGAAAUUGCUAGAGUUAUGUCUCAGAGUGAGGGUAGUGGGAUGAACUCCAUGACAACACUAAAGGAGUUCCGGAGGCAAAACCCUCCAGUGUUCAAUGGGCAAGGAGUAUGUUAUGAGUACGGACAGGUGAGACAUUACAGGCGAGAUUGUCCACAACGAGGACCCUUUCAGAAUGUUGCUAGACCAUAA